CCUUCCCGGAUUGGCUGCCAAGUGUUGACUACAUUCCCAGUCUCGCGCGCUCCGGGCUCGGGUGUCUAUCUCUUACCGUCUGGGAUAAGAUUCCGAGGACAAAUAUUCAUCGAGCACUGGAUUUCGGGAAGAGAGGUGAUCCGAACAAUCCAGCUGCUGCCACCAUGCCAGGCACUUUGGCCUCUCAGGUGCUGACCCUAACCUAAAUCCAUCACUUCCCAAUUAAAAUUGUCGAUUCACGAAGGUAAAAGCGACCAGUCAACCAAAUGGAGCUGCCACCUGUCAGUCCAAUGAGAGAGGAAGACUCUUCUCAGUCUCAACAACAGUGGGAAAAAAACUCCUGGGAGAACCUUGAUCCAACUACUCAAUUUCCAACUGAAACUCUUGAACUGGGAGUGAGUCAAGAUCCAACCAAGCAGAUUCUAGGGAAUUCUAAAGGGUCUGAAAAACUAGUGGCUGGACUUGAAGGAAACUCUGAUAAGUUUCAUGAAUCAACCAAGGAGACGCUAGAGCCUUUACAGGCUUCUAAUCUCUGGUACUGUCCUGAUAGGAGCUUCGUCAAGAAGAUCAUAGUCCGGGGCGAUGGCUUGGACAAACCCAAGCUAGGUUCCCAUUGUCGAGUACUGGCUUUUGGGUUUCCUUUUGAGUCAGGGCUGCCAGAAGGCCCGACAGAACUAACUGUGGGUGUAGGAUCAUGGAAAGAGGACUCCUGGAGGGAGCUCAUUGAAAAGUGCUUAGAAUCCAUGUGUCAAGGUGAGGAGGUAGAGCUUCAGUUUCCUGGGCACUCUGGACCUCCGGUCAAGCUCAUAUUGGAAUCCUUCACUCAGGGUCGGGACUCCUGGGAGCUGGAGACCAGCGAGAAGGAAGCUUUGGCCAUGGAAGAACGUGCAAGGGGCACAGAACUAUUUCGAGCUGGGAACCCAGAGGGGGCCGCCCGAUGCUACGGACGGGCUCUUCGGCUGCUGCUGACUUUACCUCCACCUGGCCCUCCAGAACGAACUACCCUUCAUGCCAAUCUCGCUGCCUGUCAGUUGCUGCUAGGACAGCCCCAAUUGGCAGUCCAGAGCUGUGACCGGGUGCUGGAACGGGAACCUGGCCAUUUAAAGGCAUUAUACCGAAGGGGGGUUGCUCAGGCUGCGCUUGGGAACCUGGAAAAAGCAACUGCUGACCUCAAGAAGGUGUUAGCAGUAGACCCGCAAAACCGGGCAGCCCAGGAGGAGCUGGGGAAGGUGGUCAUUCUGGAGAAGAAACGGGAUGCUGGGCUGGCUCAGGGUCUGCGCAAGAUGUUUGGCUGAUUAAAAACUUAAACCUUAAAAGAGACAGGAACCUGUGAAUUGUGGUCUGUGCUGUGAGAUUUUUAGGGGCCCAGAGGAAAGGCUUCAGCCUAUGCUCUAUUUUUCCCGAGUGAGGUAGUGACCAUCUCAGUGCGUAUCUUUGCGGGGAAGCGUAUCCAACCAAAUACCUUGGAAACUUGUUUACAUUUAGGACUGGCUGGGGGAGGCGAAGGGAAAGGUGCCGGACCUUUAAAUCCUAUGGACUACAUUUCCCAGGCACCUCACCUUGGUCUGUUGUGCGCGUGCGCCAGCUGUGCGGCGCUCCCAUUGGUCUUGCCGGUACACCCGUUCUCUACAUUCACGUGCGGAG
Molecule: messenger RNA, 1644 nt
Organism: Perognathus longimembris pacificus (Pacific pocket mouse)
Lineage: Eukaryota; Metazoa; Chordata; Mammalia; Rodentia; Heteromyidae
Gene: Fkbpl
Product: FKBP prolyl isomerase like
Exons: 2
Coding region: 267-1295 (342 amino acids)
Molecular function (GO): protein binding
Source: RefSeq, a predicted model, not a curated record